AUUAAGCGGAGCAGACCAAAAUCCCAAACAAGGAAAUGGUGGGGGAAUAAAACGACCAGAUUAUUUAAUUAAUGCAUGUAAUAAUUAAUAUUUUAUUUUAUUGUAAAUUAAGACGUAUUUAUGGGUUAAAAUGGAUUACGACUUCAAAACAAAGCUGGCGGCCGAGAGAGAGAGAGUAGAAGAUCUGUUCGAAUAUGAAGGUUGCAAAGUGGGUCGAGGCACCUACGGGCACGUUUAUAAAGCUAAGCGCAAAGACGGGAAAGAUGAGAAGGAGUAUGCACUGAAACAAAUAGAAGGCACUGGAAUAUCGAUGUCUGCCUGUAGGGAGAUUGCUCUGUUACGAGAACUGAAACACCCGAAUGUGAUUGCCCUGCAGAAAGUGUUCCUGUCCCACAGUGACAGAAAGGUUUGGCUCCUCUUCGACUAUGCCGAACAUGACCUCUGGCACAUCAUCAAGUUCCACCGUGCCUCUAAGGCCAACAAGAAGCCCAUGCAGCUGCCCCGAGGGAUGGUGAAGUCUCUCCUGUAUCAGAUUCUGGAUGGGAUCCAUUACCUCCAUGCCAACUGGGUGCUCCACAGGGAUCUGAAACCAGCCAACAUCCUGGUGAUGGGGGAAGGUCCUGAACGAGGAAGAGUUAAAAUCGCUGACAUGGGUUUCGCCAGACUCUUCAACUCUCCCCUUAAGCCGCUGGCGGACCUCGACCCUGUGGUAGUGACCUUCUGGUACAGGGCCCCUGAGUUGCUGCUGGGGGCCCGGCACUACACCAAAGCUAUUGAUAUUUGGGCAAUUGGCUGCAUCUUUGCGGAGCUGCUAACGUCCGAGCCCAUCUUUCACUGUCGCCAGGAAGACAUCAAGACCAGUAACCCUUUCCAUCAUGACCAGUUGGACAGGAUAUUCAGCGUCAUGGGGUUUCCUGCAGAUAAGGACUGGGAAGACAUUAGAAAGAUGCCAGAGUACCCGACACUGCAGAAAGACUUCAGGAGGACAACGUAUGCAAACAGCAGCUUAAUCAAAUACAUGGAGAAGCAUAAAGUCAAACCAGACAGCAAAGUUUUUCUCUUGCUCCAGAAACUCCUCACCAUGGACCCCACCAAGAGAAUCACAUCAGAGCAGGCACUGCAGGACCCGUACUUCCUGGAGGAGCCGUUACCAACCACUGAUGUGUUUGCUGGGUGUCAGAUCCCGUACCCAAAACGAGAGUUUCUAAAUGAAGACGAGCCAGAGGAGAAAACAGAAAAGAACCAGACUCAGCAGCACCAGCAGACGACAGGCCAGACUCAGGCCCAGAACCAGCAGCAGACGGCAGCCCAGCAGGCCCCCUCCCAGCAGAGCUCGGCCCAAACCAACGGCACUGCCGGAGCCACGGGGGCCACCGCUGGCGGGGGUCUACAACACGGCCAAGACCAGGGGCCCCCCAACAAGAAACCUCGGAUCGGGCCCUCUGGGGCCUCCUCAGGCACUGGGGUGCUCCAGUCAGAGUACCAGCACUCCAGCUCCCGCCUUGGUUACCAAAGCAACGUCCAAGGUUCCACUCAGCCCCAGAGCACCAUGGGAUACACGUCAUCAUCCCAGCAGAGCUCCCAGUACUCCCACCAGACCCACCGUUACUGAGGCUCCCAGUCCCUCCCGAACCAGCAGAGGAGUCAUCUCCUCCUCCACGUCCACCUCCGUCACCGUACUCCCCCAUCUCCUUCCAGGGCGCCGCUCCCACAUCCUGGUCAGGACCUCCCUCCGUGCAUUACAUCAUUCCAACUCAACUCACCCUCCUUUUCAACCCUCCCUCACCUUUGACCUCUCUCCUGACAGCCUUCACUGUAACAUGAAGGCAAACGAACAUAGGAACCAAAAAGAUGUAACGAGAAGUUCUGCCUCGUCGGGCUGGUGAACUGAGAAUAAUGUAAGAUAGAUGUGAAGGCGUCACACACACAGACUCAUGGCACUUACAAACACAACGGUCCUCACCAGGAAGAAUUGCAGCUGUGUUCAUAUAUGUACAUUAUAUAUAGCACCUUUUUCUAUUUGAUUUUUUUUCUCACUUAUUUGCUAGAGUUUUCAAGUUUACCUUGAUAGUUGAUGUCAUUGUAAAUAUAUGUAUAUGAGAGUGAUUGGAUGAAAAGCAGGAGGAAAAGCCCUUUACUGUCAUCUGUAGUGUAAUCUUACCUUGGAUAAUCAAAAGAAAAGUUUGAGCUAACCCUGUCCUUUUAAGAAAAAAAAACCCACAGUCACAUGUUUCUACACAGAAAGAAUCAGCACUUUAGCUGAUGCAAUUGCAGGGAAAUAUUAAAUGCGCAAUUUAACUUAAUCUUCUUGUUAUAGGGUUUCUAUAUUUAGACCUCUCUUUAUCUAGAUUUGGAUUUGGAAAGUAAGAAAAGUAGACGUCUUUUUACAGCUCUAAGUUCUGUAUAUUCGGAUUCACUCCACUACCUACAUAAGAAACAUUUGACAGACGACAGCCUUUUCAGCGGGCUGGACGCCUCUCGUUUGUGGCCAGCAGCUCUGGACUGGUUCCUUGCUCAGGAGCUGCCGGUGGACACUUCGCUCUGACACACACCUUAUUGAGGACCCUCAAGACUUUCAAGAUUUCUGAACAUGAACGUGCGCAUAAACGUACAGGGCAGCUAACAGUACGCCCCCCCCCCCCCCCCAAUAUGCUUUUUGAGACUGUUACUGCCUGAUGUCACAUUGUUUUUGUUUUUUAAUGUUUUAAUCUUAUUGUUUUCCUGUGAGUGUGUGUGUGUGUGUGUGUGUGUGUGUGUGUACAGUAUGUUUUUAUGCAUGGUGUUUUAUCCUUUUACUUGCUAGAACUGCACUGACCGCUGAACCGAUCUGCAAAGAGCUGGAACAAAUGUGGAGUGAGUUUUGUUGAGCGCUUGUCAACCCUGUGGCCAAGCGCCGAGCAGACAUUUGGUAGAGACUGGGACACGUUCAAAGACAAGAGGUGCGUUCUCUAAUACAUGCCAAGGAGACAGGAGCAACAGUAAUCAAGUAUUAAUGUUAAUGUGCAGCGUAAAUCCUCAGUGCCACCACGACAAGUAUUCUUUUCUAUUAUUUUACACACCGUAUAAUCACAUCCCCAUGUGUCUGUUUUAUUUUUUUAAUUAACAAUUCAAUCAGUGGUGGUGUGUACACUUACUCAAGUACUGCACUUAAAGGGACAGUCCACCCCAAGAACAAAAACCCAUAUUUUUGCUCUUACCUGUAGUGCUGUUUAUCAGUCUAGAUUGUUUUGGUGUAAGUUGCAGUGUUACAGUGUGUUCACACCAGGCGCGAGUAAAAUAUUCGCCUCGCUCUACUCGUGCGAGUUUGACUGCUGGAAUAUUUGUUUUUACUCGCAACAUUCACGCGAGUCAUUCGCGCGAGUAACAGUAGUAAAUCAGACAAGUAUGCUGGCCAGAAAUCGAGCUACAUCGGUUGUGCUAACUGGGGCUAAUGCUAGUGCUAAUUUUGUUGAUAGAAACGUACAGCCGAUAGUUGGAAUCAAUUUUCAAAACUUACCAGGCAGACCGACCUCCUCACUCACUUUCCUCCACACCAGGUCUUUCUUGGUCUGAAGCUUAUAAUUUGGGGACGUAAAAUUAAUGUCAUAAAGCUCAGGGUGGCCUCAAACAGCUAUUAUUAGCUUGUCCUCCAUUUUCGGAACAACGCGGGGCAGUUGUUGACCAUUGAGGUCCAUCCAGAUGUGGCAGAGAAGUGUGUGAAGGCUACCUGCGUUCUCCAUAACCCAGACACUGACAGUGAGGGCAAGCAUCCCAGUUGCCGUCGGUGAAGUGGAGCCUGCAUUGAAUAUUAGCACCAAAAUAAAUAUCCAUCUCUCUCCGGUGAGCUUCGCGUCUUUACGUUGACUUUGUAUGUAAUCUUAUCGCGCGAAAAAUUCACCUUGCACCCGGUGUGAACACACUGUUAGAGAUAUCAGCCAUAGGGAUGUCUGCCUUCUCUCCAAUAUAAUGGAACUAGAUGGCACUCAGCUUGUGGUGCUCAAACUGCCCAAAAAAUACAGUGGAACAUCUCAACAGCAAUGUCUCUUUCCAGAAAUCAUGACCUGGUUACUCAAGAUAAUCCACAGACCUUGUUGUGAGCAGUUUCAUGUGUGCAGUUUCUCCCGAACACCACUUGCCAGCUGUAUCACCGCACAGAAGGAAGUGUGCAUCUACUGCUAGCUCACCUAGCACCACUGAGCUAGCUAACAUUACAGCUCAGCUAAGGAGCCAGGACGCCAUUAAUGUUUACAUCUCGCACUGUAGCAAGCACGAGCCUCACGUCCAUGAGUACAUGCACCCUUCCUUUUGCACAGUGAUACGGUUGGCAGGUGUAGUUCUGUAGUAAGAAAAUAGCUCCCACAUGACAUCUCUACAGCUGAUAUCUCCAACACUCUGCAACUCACACCAAAACAAUCUAGACUGUUAAAUAGCACUAUAGGAAAAAAUAUGUUUUUUAUUUCUGAAUUUGGGGUGAACUGUCCCUUCAAAGGAAUACCUUUAUGUUUUGGGAAGUAGGCUAAUUCUCCUUUUUGCCAAGAGACACCACUCUCGUGUCUGCAUGCUAACGAAACAGCUUCAGCUGGUUAGCUUAGCUUAGCAUAAACACUUCAAACAGAGAGAGCCAGCUGUUUUCCCCUAUUUUCUACCUUUGUGCUAAGCUAAGCUAUAAUGACUGUUUGCUGGUACAAAUUUGAGGUACGGGUGCUUUACGUAAUUAUUUCCAUUUUAUGCUACUUAAAACUUCCGCUCCACUAUAUUUAUCUAAGAGAUCAUGUUACUAAUUACAUUACAAAUUAUGAUUUUUUUUUUUCACAAAACAUCAUAAAAUAUGAUUAAUUUGUCCCUCCAAAAAUCUGUGUAAGGCUAUAACUGAGUCCUAACACAUUAGUUUUGUUUGUGGAGUUAGAAUAUUCCAGCCUCUUUAUAAUGCAAAUUAGUCUGUAUUUUCUAAAUGCAGUGACCCACCUUGUACUUAUUUUUUCAAGAUAAGGUCAGUUCUUUACACAGGUUUAUGUGAAAUGAAAAAACAGUUGAAAUACUCUUACUGCACAUAGAUUUUUUUCAACUUGUUUUAAGAAAACAAGGUCUUUAGGACCCAGUUAUAGUGAGAAUUGUAUUUUAAAGACUGGAGCUUUUGUACUUUUAGAGAUUAACUGCCAACAGUAUAUAAAAAUAUAAAAAAAAGCUGCACCUUAAAUAGCAAAAUGCUACAAACAAUUCAUUCAGUACUUUUACAUUUAAAUCUGAAAAUACUUAAGUAAGAUUUUAUGCAAAGCUUUUACUUGUAAAGAGUGUUUUUGUAUUGUUGUAGUAUUCUUACUUUAGUGAACAAUGUGUUUACUGAACAUAGAACAGACGACACUCUCACUUGAAACAGAUCUUCAAGGGCAAACCUCAAAGUGGGGCUCGCUUUCUAUCCCUCUUCUCAUUUUUGUUUCCCCACAACUUGCUCCAUCCUCACUGGCCCUGCUCGGUCACAUGACUGGCCAGCGUGCAGGUUGUAUUAAAGAACGCACCCAAUGACUCGACUGUAACUGUAACUGCGUUUGCUCCAGUACAGACGUGGACAGCAUGAUGGGGGGGGCCUGUAUUUGGCAGAUGUGUGGCCUGCAGUGGGUUUAGGAAACACUGACACCCUGUGGCUGAAAAGAGAACUGGACCUGAAACUGCAGUUAAACAAGUAGAUACAUGUUUGUUGUUGCAAAAGUUGAAGCAAUUCUCACCAGAGCAUGCAAGAUUUCAAAUGUUGACACUUUGAUCUGGAGUUGUUUGAUUGACAAAAACGUUGACAGACUGGAUCUUCUGUAUUUUACACAUAUUUAAAGCUGCAUUCAUGGAUUUGUUCAGGCCACUUGUGUUCGACAGAAAAAGCAUUAUUUAUCUUUUAUCAACUUAUAAAGUGCUGAAGUCCUGAUGUUACCACUGGGCUCGCCUCUCUUCCACUCGCUUCUCAAUGGAGUCUUUAAUUCACCAUUUCUUUUUUUUUGAGAACAUGUGGCGUGUUCCUGCUGUUUACUACUUGUAUAUUGAGAGAAAUUUGUUUGUGAACUUAAAGUUAAACAAAGACUCAUUUUUUUAUAAAAAAAAAAAAAUAAUAAAAAAAACAAUAGCAACUGAAAAUGUACCAGCACCACAGCAUCAUCAUAAAUAACAGCUCUGUAUACUGAAAAUAUACAAUGAACCAACACAUUCUUACCACUAGCUCGUCAGAUACGGCAGCUUUGUAAGUGGUCCUCUGUUUCCAACUAUGAUGCUCCAGGUACCCCUGUAGCAUCAGUUUUUGGAUGCUCAGGGAUGGUGUGUCAAAUUCCAAUUGUUACAUGCACAAUGUAUUUUUCAAAAUUAGCUCUGUGUUCACAGGAAAUGUAGGUUUCGCCACCAAAACUACUUCAGGUUUAGACAACAAAACUACUUGGUCAGGUUUAGAAAAAAAAGACCAUGUUGGGUUAAAAUAACUAAAUUUUUUACAUAACUAAAGUUAAAUGUCAUGUGACCCCAAGGGCUUAACUUUAGUUUGAAUCCUAUUCAUGCAUUUCCAUGUACAUUUAGGGACUAUGGUAACCAAACAAUAUCAGGGGAAUAAUUAAGUUGGUCAUAAUGCCAAAUUCUGCCAGAAUAGUCCUAAAUAAGCUGAAAAUGCUGCUCCUCUGUGGCAUUUUUUGAGUAAAUCAGAGCAAAAUUAGCUGCUCAAUUCAUAUUCGCAGACACAAUCUGACAGCUAGCCAAACAGUACCAUAUCAAGCAUUAUUUUUAUGGUUAAUAUAUAACCAUAUAAUCCUGUGUCACUGCCUCUGAUGGGCUUGCUUUGGAGUUAGUUGAAAGCCCAGUGCAUCUCAGAUGCUAAAGGGUGUCAUCGGAUGCCAAUGACCACUGAUCGAGCUGCUGUAUUCAAUGCCCUGGUGAUGAGAACAGGCUGGUGAACCACACACAUUUCAAGGCCAGACUUUUAGUCAUUUGCAUCAUAACAAAUGUCAGUCUGAUUUUAAAUUAACUUUUUCUACCUACGUAACAGAACCCACAAGUUCUGGUUUUACUUCAGCUUUCUAUACGGUUGAUACAACUAAUGUAUUAGCAAAAACACAACUAGUAGUCAUGGAGCAACAUGACAGUUAAUUUAGAGUCAUGUUUCUGUCCAGUAUUUACUCUCUUUUUUGCCCUUUUAGCUCUGCUUUGGUCUCCAACUUUUGAAUAUAAACAUCUUGCUCUUUAGCUGCUAGGUAUAUCAUUACUUACGCUAGCUAGUUGCUGACUUAUGCUAGACAGCUAUUUUUCUCACUGAAAGCAGCUUCCUGUGGCUGUAAGUAAGGUGGAUAAGAGCAGGCAAUGUAUUCUCAAACAAUGUAUGAUGUCUUGUGAAAAUACAGACAACAGUUUGUAUAUCUAACAAAUUAGCACCCCACGAAUGAAGUUACGUCCUUAACAUAAAGUUACAUAGGUUUAGGUAAAGAAACAUGGUGAUGACGUACUUUAAAAAUUCACUCAAAGUUCACACGGUUCUCAACACCAGUCUGCUGGGGGAAAGUCUUGUGUCGGAAAGUCCUGUAUUUUGUGAGCCAUCCACCACCCAACCUGCCCCCUUAUGCAGACGACUUCCUAUUUUACUCCCAUUAGCGCAUUGGCCACGCUAUUACAGCCUUCCCAAAUCACUGGGUUAUAAAAAAAUUUCUGGCUCAUGAUUAUGUGGGAUAUAUAUGAAUUUUGGUGCAUUACUUUCAUAGGUAUACAUACAGAUAGUGUAUGAGAGUAGCUUGGAGCAGAGUUUGUGGGCUUGGAAACCAAAACAAAGAGCUAAAAGAGGCUAAAACAGCCAGUAGAUCUGAGGGGAUCUGUGGAGUCCAGUGAUAAUCCUGUGUGGGUUCAUCACUUUAAGCGACCCCUUUCACAUGAAAUUGUCAUUUGUUCCAUUGUUAAUUAAAAAUAUCGAUAAGUGCAGCUUUAAAGACAAACUUCAGGUAAAGAACUUCCACUCAAAAUGUAAAGCGUGUGUUGCUUUAGUAGUUUGAUUCAUCUUGUCCACUCUGACAGGCAGGCAGGCAGAUCCAGGGGGGACUCAGUCUGUUCACUCAUACGUGAUGGGGGUCAAAACCAGCAGCUAUUCAAAGGUUUUCUCCUCCCUUUAGUGUGUGUAUUUGAAGUAGCAGCGAGGAUAUGUUCAGACGCUUUGCUGUAAAUCUCUUUUUCUCUCUCUCCAACAAGCGAGGUGUCACAAGUAUUACAGAGCGCGAGGCUCCAAAUUACUGUCAAACAACUCCUAUGCAAAAAAAUCCCAGACUAAAGCUUUCACUUAGGUUGCUUAGGUUUUGCAGUUGACAGGUUUUAUUAUGUGUCGAUGGCUGAUGUGUGUUCAUUCCUUGUGUAAUAUUGAGUACAGUAGUCGGCGCUCACUUGUGUCCUUUUUUUCACAGCAUUUUAAAAAUUGUACUCUAAAUGAACUAUUGUAAAGAAAUGCAUAUAUAUGGAUAGUAUACAAUCAUAUUUAUUAUUUCCAUACAUCUAUGAAUAAUACACUUUUUUUUUUUUUAACUUUCCUCUGCCUUAACUAUAGUAGCUAUAGAAAGGGACCUCUGUCAGUCGAACCAGGCAUCACUAGACCAUGUUUCUUGUCAUCUUAGAGUCAUUUCCUCUCUAUAUGCUCACAUGAAAUCAAGUCUAGUUACUGAAUGUGUUAAUGCCACCUCAAUGUACAGUAGAAUGAAGGUGACGCCGUCGUUUGGGAUCACUCACCGGCUUCUCGUGUCGCGCGGAUAUUCCACACUGUCGCUGUUUUUUACGGGAAUGAUAAUGAUCCACGUUUUUAUUUGUGUGGAUGGUGCCUUUUUUUUAAGUCCUUCAUCUUCUGAAGAUGUCAUGGGAACUCUGUCAGGAUUUUUUUUAAUUUUGUGUGUGUAUUUCCACGCCUCCUCUGUCAGCUCUUUGGGUCGAUUGUCCUCAAUGUCUUCUUUUAUUUUUUCCUCAUUACUAUGUAGCAUAUUGUUAUUUACACAAUGUGGAAGCUAGCAGCUAAAUAUCUAUGUUUUAUUUCUGUCACACCUCUAAAGACUGCAAACGAUCCCGACGGUGGAUUGUUUUCUCUUCUUCUAGAUGUUGUCCUCACACAUUAUUGAAGCGCAGUUAUAAGUAUGUUUUGAAAUGCUGUACAUAAAAACACAUUUUAAGAAUUUCUCAUUGAGAUAUUGAUACAAUAAUUGUCUUUUAAUGCACUGUUGUCGCUCAAAUAUUUAGUGGUAAAUAAAAGUAUUUAAUGUUUUUUUAAUGUCUUGCUUUAGACACUAAAGUUCUGGCAGUGCUAUGAAAGUUAUAGGGCAGACAAUGCUCCUCUGUGUGUGUAGAUAUAGACAGACACACAUUAGUACACGCCUAAAUGAAAUCUAGUGCACCUCUAGGCCGCUCUCCUCUCCCAUUUCCUCCUUUUUGAUAGUAUUGCAUGUGCCUGUCUUUUUCCAAUGGAGAACGUUAAGCACUUAUUGUCGCCCUCUCUUAACAGUUUGUACAGACAGACAGACAGACACUCCAUCUGCAAAUUUUCUGCGAUGCCUUCAAUGCCCGUCGUGCCGUUCGUACAACAAGCCCUGUCGAGCUUGUGUCACAAAACGUGGUCGCAAUAAUCCUCUCUCCCAUCAGAGCAUCUUUUAAUAAGCGGUUCCUCAUUGUGAGAGAAAUUCAAAGAUGUGGUCUGACAGAAAACAUUUUGUAAUAAUCGGUGAGCUGCAUCAGCAGAAUGCUUUGCAGGUUGGGGCGUCUGUCCACUCUUCUACAUGCUCUCUGUAUUAUGUGUGUGUGCGCGCGCGUGUGAGUGAGUGUGAGAGAGAGUGUGUGUGUGAAAGUCUGGGUGUGUGCGCGCACAGGUUUGAAAUAUACAUAUGGCCUAAAUGUAUUGUCUUUUCAUAGCAUUUAUAGAUAAGGCAGCAAUAGCUAAGCGCAGAAAAAUCCAAAAAAAGAAAAAAAAGAAAAAAAGGAUUUAUUUAGCUGCUUUUAGCAAACUUGUCCAAAUCUCACUGUACAAAUGACUGUUAAAUGAGAAAAAGUCAUGUAUAUUUAUUUUAUAUUCUCUAUUAUAAUAAAAAUCUCUUUUGUCUCAAUCACUUUGAUGUGUGC
Molecule: messenger RNA, 10074 nt
Organism: Epinephelus fuscoguttatus (brown-marbled grouper)
Lineage: Eukaryota; Metazoa; Chordata; Actinopteri; Perciformes; Serranidae
Gene: cdk19
Product: cyclin-dependent kinase 19
Exons: 13
Coding region: 131-1612 (493 amino acids)
Biological process (GO): protein phosphorylation
Cellular component (GO): cytosol; mediator complex; nucleus
Molecular function (GO): ATP binding; RNA polymerase II CTD heptapeptide repeat kinase activity; cyclin-dependent protein serine/threonine kinase activity
Source: RefSeq, a predicted model, not a curated record